This is a messenger RNA of Pseudoliparis swirei, 3631 nucleotides long. RefSeq names its product interleukin enhancer-binding factor 3-like. NCBI's taxonomy places the organism in Eukaryota, Metazoa, Chordata, Actinopteri, Perciformes, Liparidae. Gene Ontology annotation, cellular component: precatalytic spliceosome. The transcript has 20 exons. The coding region runs from base 581 to 3295 and encodes 904 amino acids. Gene Ontology annotation, molecular function: single-stranded RNA binding; double-stranded RNA binding. The record is from RefSeq and is a predicted model, not a curated record.
AGUCGUGUACAAUGUUUUUCAUUUGUCGGCCAUUGCACCUGUGUGAUUUACAAAGUAAGUCCCAAGUAGUAUUAUUCACAUGCUGUAUUAUUAUUCAGUGCAGUUGCCAAUAUGUUACGGAAAAAACAUUUCAGGAAUGUUGUAGUUUAAGUCUUCUUUCCAUCCCAUCCUGUGACACACAGUAGGUGGCGGCGUGCACCUCAAAGUCUCCGCUCGUAGCGAAACCAACGAAGAAGAAAAGCGGACGUCAUCCUCGGGCCUAGCGACCCUUUGAUGGUCGGUUAGCUAACGUUACGUUACCGCGAAAAGGUCUUUUUCACUCGCGGUCGACGGCGAGCGUCAACUCCUCAAAACGUAACCGGGGACGGAAAGUCAGCGGCGUCGACCCGUCUGAUGAGAAAUGUACAAUAGUCUCACCGGCGCGCUGGCCAACGUCUGCAACCGUUAGCUCGCGAGCUACACACAUUAACGGUUUCUCAACCGACGGGAGCCGCCCGCCCGCCGCAGUACCGUCGUUAUCGGCGCUGAAACACCGGAUGCGAAGAAGGGUGCUCGCUUCGGUCCGAAAAGUCGUGACGGCAUGGCGGCCGCUGCAGCGCAGUGGGACGAGCGCCAAGCGUACGAGGAGCUGCUGUACUGGGACAGCGUCAUUCAACAGGGCCACCGCCUCCUCCCGCACGACUUCGACAGAUACGAGGAUCUGCGUUACUGGUAUGACUGCCUGUGCUACGAGGAGGAGCUGAGACAGUACCACGAUUACAUGGCUGUUAUGGAGGAUGUUGAGGACCAUCGGCAUCAUGAGGAACCUGCGGUCCCCCAGGUGCGCGCGGGGCCACACGAUCGUCACGUGAUGGCGAAACACUCUGAGGUGUAUCCGUCGCCGGAGGAGCUGGAGGCGGUGCAGUCCAUCGUCUCCCGCGUGGAGUGCGCCCUCAAGACUGUGUCCGACCAGAUCGAUACGCCAAAAGAUGACAAACUAAAUGCAAAGCCGGGGAGUGUUGCUUCACAAGAGCCUAUCCUGAGUGGGGUCAUGAGGGUUGGCCUGGUGGCCAAGGGACUGCUGCUGACGGGAGACAAGGACCUGGAGCUCGUGCUGCUCUGCUCCAAAAAGCCCACCAUCACUCUGCUCAAUGAAGUGGCUGAGAAACUAACCGCACAGUUAGAGGCAAAUUCAGCUUGCACGUAUAAAGUGAGCCAGCGUCCGGAGGAUGCGGCGCUUGUUGUGACGAGCACUAAGGAGUCAACCCUGACUCUCACUAUCCACCUCACAUCGCCUCUUAUCAGAACGAAGCAAGAGAGUAAGGCUGCAGGAAAAGACAACAAAGAAGAAGAAGAAAAGGAGAAAGAAGAAGAAGAAGAAGGAAAAAAAAGAAGAGGAGGAAAAAAAGAAGAAGAAAAGGAGAAAGAAGAAGAGAAGGAAAAAAAAGAAGAAGAGAAGGAAGAAGAAGAAGAAGCGACGCGAACGGUCGACGAUCCGCCGGACGUUCUGGACAGGCAGAAAUGCCUAACUGCGUUGGCGUCUCUCCGCCACGCCAAGUGGUUCCAGGCCAAAGUCAACAAGCUGAGUUCUGCCGUCCUCGUGAUCCGGAUCAUGAGAGACCUGUGUAACCGCGUUCCCACCUGGACGCCCCUCUCAGGAUGGCCUCUCGAACUGCUGGUGGAGAAGGCCAUUGGGACGUGCGAGCGACCAAUGGGAGCGGGCGAGUCAUUGCGCCGCGUCCUGGAGAGCGUCGCUUCCGGAAUCCUCCUGCCAGGUGGCCCCGGAAUAAAAGAUCCGUGUGAGAAGGAGGCGGUCGAUGCCACUGCGUGUCUGACCCUGCAGCAGCAGGAAGACAUCACCCAGAGUGCUCAGUUUGCCUUGAGGCUUUGUGCAUUUGGACAAAUGCACAAAGUGUUGGGGAUGGACCACAAGCCCAUGAAGCCACGUAGUAAAUCAGCGGGACCCAGCAACAGAGAAAGCACAGCCCAAAUACCGCCCGCUGGACACUCCAGCCUGCCAUCCAAGAGACCUUACACGGAGAUGGAGAAGGAAGCCGAGGGGCCGCAACUCAACAGCAAACAGAGGAAGUUUCUCAAGUUCCAGAAGCGUUUUCAGAGGAAAUCAUUCACAGAGGAUUUUAGCAUGAAUGCCGUGAUGCGUCUGAACCAGUACAAACCCGGCCUGGAGUACCGACUGCUAUCUCAGACGGGUCCGGUCCACGAGCCGGUCUUCGCCAUGGCUGUGGACUUGAACGGGAAGCCCUACGAGGCGACGGGGCCCUCCAAACGAGCCGCCAAACUGAAUGUAGCCACCAAGGUCUUGCAGGAUCUCGGUCUUCCAACGGGCUCAGAACCCAAAGUGGAGCCUGCCGUUGAUGUCGAAGGAACCCAGGAAUUAGUCAAAGCCGCCAGCACGACUUCGACCACAUCAGAAGACAGCAGUCAGGGUCCCAUCUUGACCAAAAAGGGUAAAAACCCUGUGAUGGAGCUGAACGAGAAGCGCCGCAGCCUGAAGUACGAACUGUCCGCCGAGACGGGCGGCUCCCACGAAAAGUGUUUCGUCAUGGAGGUGGAGGUUGACGGGCAGAAGUUUAAAGGGAGAGGCUCUAAUAAGAAGGAGGCGAAGGCCUACGCCGCUCUCACGGCUCUGGAGAAGCUGUUCCCGGAAGACGACAUGAACAGAAACUCUGCAAAGAAGAAGGUCACUUACACUGACAUGCACAUCCCGGGGUUCGGCACCAUCCGCGGCAUUCCUUCAGACUCUGGGACGCGGGGCUGGGGUCCCAACAGAGGUCGAGGCCGGGGCCGAGGCAAACCCUUUCUACCAGGACCCAGCUACAACCAGACCAACUACAGUUAUGAGGGCAACGCUGGCCCGGGUUAUCAUCAACUCUAUGGUAACAAUGCAGCGAGCACCACAGGCACGGGACCGGGCAGCAACGUCGGCUACGGGACCUUUUACCCCGAGGGCGGCAGCACCUACGCCUCGCCGCCCGCCGCCGGCGCCGACGCCGACGCCCCGCAGGCGGAAAGCUACCAGGCGAUGCCUCCUCCCGCGGACCAGGAGAGCCCCUACAGCUACGGCUACGGAGACGAGAAGAAGAAGAUGCUGACCCAGAGUCAGAGUGAGGCCCAGGGAGGAGACUACUCCAUGUACAGCACAGCUUACCCGAGCUCGGUGACGGGUGGACAGGUGUAUAAUAACUAUGGCUGGGGGGACCAGUCCUCUGGGGCCGAGCAGGGCGACGGCGGGUACCAGGGGUUCGGAGGAGAAAGCCAGGGCUCGUGCACUGGAUACAGCGACAUCAAUUACUGAUCAUUGCAUCGUGUGUUCAGCCUUUUAUCACCGCACUAUGCCAUCUUUGUGUUUUGGGUUUUUGAGCUCACUUCUUUUGACAUCUGGUGAAAAAAAAGUUGUAGGUUACAGAUGCAGGCUUUAUCUUUUGAUUAAAAGGUAUCCGUCUUUUUCCUCAACAUCCCUCAUCGUGUCUGUUGACACGAGUGUAAAAAAAAAAAACAUGCCGUCUUGUUUCCAGGGUUUUUGUGUUUUUUAAUCUGUUCUGUGUCCCUAGGUUCUGGUUUUUAUUUCUGCCUGUCUCUGUCCUGUAAAAUGCUCAAAUCUUUCCUUGUAAAAUAAAUGACUGUUUUUGGA